Molecule: messenger RNA, 225 nt
Organism: Anoplopoma fimbria (sablefish)
Lineage: Eukaryota; Metazoa; Chordata; Actinopteri; Perciformes; Anoplopomatidae
Gene: pkib
Product: protein kinase (cAMP-dependent, catalytic) inhibitor beta
Exons: 2
Coding region: 1-225 (74 amino acids)
Biological process (GO): negative regulation of cAMP-dependent protein kinase activity
Cellular component (GO): nucleus; cytoplasm
Molecular function (GO): cAMP-dependent protein kinase inhibitor activity
Source: RefSeq, a predicted model, not a curated record
AUGACGGAAGUAGAGCCAGUGUUGGACUUUGCCUCCUCGGGCCGCUCGGGGAGGAGAAAUGCCCUUCCUGACAUCCUUGGCUCACCGGCGGGCGUAAACCCCGCUGACCUGCCUCUUAAGCUGGCAGAAAUGUCCCUCACAGAUGGUCCGGGAGGGGCCCAGUCCCCUACGGCGGAGGGGCCUCCAGCGCCACCUGAGAGCUCAGAAGGGAAGGAGGGAUCGUAG